This is a messenger RNA of Dipodomys ordii (Ord's kangaroo rat), 1625 nucleotides long. RefSeq names its product MARCKS-like 1 (gene Marcksl1). Gene Ontology annotation, biological process: central nervous system development; actin filament organization. The transcript is spliced from 2 exons. Gene Ontology annotation, cellular component: plasma membrane; cytoplasm. Bases 264 to 866 code for a protein of 200 amino acids. Lineage: Eukaryota; Metazoa; Chordata; Mammalia; Rodentia; Heteromyidae. The record is from RefSeq and is a predicted model, not a curated record. Gene Ontology annotation, molecular function: actin filament binding; calmodulin binding.
GAGCCCUGGGCGCAUAUAUAAAGGCGGCUCGGCGGGCGGCGGGCGGCAUUCUGGCGCGGAGUGCGGCGGCGGCGGGCGCAGCUAGCGGGUCGGCCGCGGUGCCGGGGUGCAGCUGUCCCCCCCCUCUUUUUUCUCCCACACCCCUCCCCCUCAGGCGCCAGCUCCACCCCUCCGCCCGCCGGGCCGACCCCACCGAACUACCCCCUGCGGCGCGGGCCCGGGGAGGCUCCGGGCGCUCCCCCCAGCAGACCCCCCCCCCCAUCAUGGGCAGCCAGAGCUCCAAGGCUCCCCGGGGCGACGUGACCACCGACGAGGCUGCAGGCGCUUCCCCCGCGAAGGCCAACGGACAGGAGAAUGGCCACGUGAAAAGCAAUGGAGACUUAUCCCCCAAGGGUGAAGGGGAGUCGCCCCCCGUGAACGGAACAGAAGAGGCAGCUGGGGCGACUGGCGAUGCCAUUGAGCCAGCACCCCCUAGCCAGGGCGCCGAGGCCAAGGGGGAGGCUCCCCCCAAGGAGACCCCCAAGAAGAAGAAGAAAUUCUCUUUCAAGAAGCCUUUCAAAUUGAGCGGCCUGUCCUUCAAGAGAAAUCGGAAGGAGGGCGGGGGUGAUUCUUCUGCCUCCUCACCCACAGAGGAAGAGCAGGAGCAGGGAGAGAUCGGCGCCUGCAGCGACGAGGGCACUGCCCAGGAAGGGAAGGCUGUUGCCACCCCUGAGAGCCAGGAACCCCAGGCCAAAGGGGCAGAGGCUAGUGCUGCCUCCAAGGGAGGAGACGCAGAAGAGGAGGCAGGGCCCCAGGCUGCAGAGCCGUCUACUCCCUCGGGGCCUGAGAGUGGCCCUGCAUCGGCCAGCGCUGAGCAGAAUGAGUAGCUGGGUGGGGGCAGGUGGGUGAUCUCUCAAAGCUGCAAAAACUGUGCUGCCCUUAAGAGGUCACUGCCUGGAUCUGGUGCCCUGGCUGCCUUCCUGUGCCCAGAAAGGGCGGGCUUACUGCCCCCCUCCUAGCCACGUUCCCUCUCCUCUCCCUCUUGUGGAUUCUCCCAUCAUCCAUCUGGGCUUUCUCUUACUGCCAGUUGGAGAUGGUCCCUUACAGUUUCCCAAGUUAGGUUAGUGAUGUGAAAUGCUCCUGUUUCCUGGCCCUACCUUCCUCCUUAUCCCACCCCUGCAGAAGGCAGUUGCUGGUUUUCUCCCCCAGUUCUUUUCCAAGUAGGUUUUGUUUAUCCUACUCCUCGAAUCCCUGAGCCAGAAGUGGGGUGCUUAUACUCCCAAACCCUAGUGUCCAGCCUUCCCCUGUUGUUUUUUAGUCUCUGUGCUGUGCCUAGUGGCACCUGGGCUGGGGAGGACACUGCCCCUGUCUAGGUUUUUAUAAAUGUCUUACUCAAGUUCAAACCUCCAGCUUGUGAAUCAACUGUGUCUCUUUUUUGACUUGGUAAGCAAGUAUUAGGCUUUGGGGCGGGAGGGAGGUCUGUAAUGUGAAACAACUUCUUGUUGUCUUUUUUUUCUCCCAUUGUUGUAAAUAACUUUUAAUGGCCAAAUCCCAGAUUUGUACUUUUUUUUUCUAAUUGCUAAAACCAUCCUCUUUCACCUGGUUUUACUGUAACAUUUGGAAAAGGAAUAAAUGUUGUCCCUUUA